Molecule: messenger RNA, 2605 nt
Organism: Schistocerca americana (American grasshopper)
Lineage: Eukaryota; Metazoa; Arthropoda; Insecta; Orthoptera; Acrididae
Product: CUE domain-containing protein 1
Exons: 8
Coding region: 462-1448 (328 amino acids)
Molecular function (GO): ubiquitin binding
Source: RefSeq, a predicted model, not a curated record
UCUGCGAAGCUAGAAUGCUUUGCUGAGCAGCGUUAAAAAAAAAUGGCUGUUCGUGUAUACAUCGCUAAAAUUUGUAUAGUUCAGUAGAAUUUUAUUGAACUAAUGUCCGAAAUGAGGCCAUAUUUGCAGGAAUUCCACGUAUCAUUGAAAGAAAAUUGAAAAUGAGUCAUUUAUUUGAAUAUAUGUUUGCAUUUUUACAGCUGACUGUUACUUCCAACGGUUGAAGUUCGUUCGAUAACUGACCUUAUAGGAUUAAAAUCUUAGCAAACUUAAUUUGCUCUUUACUUGAAUUGUCCAGCAACUGAUGUCGGAAAUGCGUCUCCUUAAUUCUCACAACACUGAUCGUCCGUAGCGUGGUACAGGUUUUUGCUCAUAUGGAACAUGAUCACAAGAUAUAUUAAGGCAAUGUGAAACAUUAACUUAAUGAGAAAAGUAGGCUUUACAUACUCGCCGAUUACACGAUGGCCACAGUUCAACAGCCAACCACACAAUUGGAAUUCCACCAAGCCAUGGCAGACUUCAGAACAAUGUUUCCAGAUAUGGACGAUGAAGUUAUAGAGGCAGUCCUAAGGGCAAAUCAAGGUGCUGUAGAUGCAACCAUUGACCAGCUUUUGGCAAUGACAACUGACAAUGAGAAUGAGAAGUUGCGCAAUGAAAUUGAACAAAAGGAAACAUUGGAAACUUCAAAAGGUCUUGGCACGACUGCUGAGGUUGCCAUUAUAACAAGUUCAUCUCCUGCAAAAAGCCCUCAGAGGCCAGCUUCUGGAGAUGAAGUACCAUUGACAUUGUCUACAACACCUCCACUACAUUCACUCCGUGGUUGGGUACCACCACUUGUAGGACCAUUGCCUGAUGACUUUCUAAGGAUAACACCAGCCACGACAUGGGAUAGUCACCAUAAGAAACAGGCAAUGAUGCUUAAUCAGCAGAUGUUACAGAAGAAAUUUGCAGAAAACCAAAAAGUCCGUGGUGUUUUAUGUGAUGGUGCUGACCCUGAGUUAGAUCGCUAUCUUGAAGAUGAGAGAAUUGCUCUUUUCUUGCAAAAUGAAGAGUUUAUGGCAGAAUUACGUUGGAACAAAGACUUUCUUUCUACAUUAGAGAAGGACCAAGCAGAUGAGAGCCCUCCUGAAGAAACACUUGCACCAUAUCCCUUAAAGCCAUUGUCUGCUGCACAUGAUGAGGAUGACAUAUUCAGAGAACGUCUGCGUAACAUGGGAAAAAUGUCACGAAAGAAGUUUGCACAGUUGGCCAGAGUUUUUACUCGUCGUAAGAAACGAAGCUCUGCAAAGGCAAUUCUUAGCCAAGGUCCUGCACCAUCCAGAGAUAAUUUGCUUUUGAAUGCUGAACCCCUCUUAGAUGAUGAUGAUGAUGACAUGGAUGAGCAUGUUGAUAAAGAAGCACAGAGUGGUCAUGUUUCACCACAAGUGCGAAUAGAGCACCGAGAAUAAGACUGAUUCUGGAGCGAGAAUUCACCUGUAAAUGGAAAAGCCUUAGUUUUGUCUUGGCUUAUGUCUACAAUGCUUGCAUCUUACUUAAAUUAUGUGAUUUUCACUUCUGUAUAGUAUAAAGUGAAUUUGUAAGUAUGUGCCAUUUUGUGUGUGUGUGUGUGUGUGUGUGUGUGUGUGUGUGUGUUUCCGAGAGAGAGAAAGCAGUUGUCAAGCUACAGUGAAUUGCUGCCAUUUCACUAUGUCUUAUAUACAUUUAUCAGGGGCUCAUAUUAAGUAAUCAUUUCCACCAUUUCUGUUAUAAAUUAUCUCUUUAUGAAUAUUUAAUUGGUUUAGGUUGCUUUGAAGAGUACUGGGUUUAUUGUAUUAACAGAAUUAGAUCACCUGCUUAGAAAUCGGACUUAAAAUUUAUCUUUGUUUAUAUGACACACAUCUUUCUUGUUUAAAUUAAAUUUUUGUUUUGAGGAAAGAAUUUGGAACAGCACCGAGAGACAUGAAAGAUACAUGAAAUAUGCCACUUGCAGACUUGAUUCUUGCAGCACAAUUUUUCCUUCUUUGAUACAGGCUAGUACAGGCAAGAAAUUUUACCACUGGUAGAGUUAUUAGGCAUUUCUUCCAUACUACCUAUACUGACAUGUUGCAGUUUAUUGUCCACAGUGGUUACUUCAUAAUAUUUUUGUUUGAUAUGCUUGCUGAAAAAGUUAACAUUUAAUGAGAAUGGUAGAACUUUAUAGCUUUGAGCACUGGAGCUAAUGACAGGCUUGUACUCCCUUCAAACAUUAUUUGUAGGUUGUAAAAACUUCUGAGUACUUUGAUAAUGAAGUAAAUGAAAAAGAUUAUGAUUGUCUGUGAAAGUAAUAUAUGUUUCUCAAGUUGUAAGUUAAAGACAUUGUUAAGUGAAGUGACAGUACUGCAAAGUUUUGCAAUCACUAAAAAGAGUUCAUCAUUGUUAAUCACAUACUAAAACAAUUAUUAGUAGUCCACUCAAGGUCAGACAUAUCAUUAGGUUGCAAAUUGAAGACCAGAAGGAGGAAAGGGGAUGGGAGAGCCGGUGAUACUUCAUUGCAUUUACUAAGAUACUUGUAGAUCAGCAGUUUCUUAACUAUUUUUGUAGGCAAGAAUUUAUCCAAUGGGGGGAGGGCAGCUGACACCCCCCCCCC